AUGGACGGCGCCCAUGGACUGUCCUACAUUGCGCCGUCACCCUCACGCCCCCGACCGUACCAUCUCAUCACCUCUUCACCCACUGAAUUGGCUUUGAUUCAAGAGGCAGAGCGUGAUGUCCAGCAUAUGUUGGUCUGGAACUACUACGGUCGCGACGCCAACUGGCGUGUCCUUGAGAUGAAGAGUGAAGGAACCAACCUCAAUUGCUACGACUCCAUACUCGUCAAUUCAAAAGGCCGACGGCACUGCCGUCAUCCCGACUAUCCGACACUGAACGGAAAGAGACUAGAUGAGUCAGGGUGUGUGUUGGAGCAAGGGAACGAUGGUGUCGAAUGCACUCCUACGGAGGCAGAUUAUGAGGUUAUUGAAACUCAUGGGAGGCCGUGGAUCAUGCUCAAUGUCUUGAACAUCGGCUUCGAGCACGCAAUCCAGUUCAGCAUCGAUGACCACAAGUUGUGGAUCGUUGCAAACGACGGCGGCUUCGUGAAGCCGCAGCUCGUCGAUGUUCUUUACAUCACCAACGGGGCCCGCUACACCGUCUUGGUCAAGCUCGACCAGGAGGGUGACGAUUAUGCAAUGCGCUUGGUGUCGACAAGCACACAUCAGAAUCUCCACGGGUACUCCGUCUUAAGAUACCCGGCCCUACGCUACCCUCUGCACGGAGCUCCUAUGGAAGUCCAUAAUCCUCGCAGUGGCUCACCGCCCUGCGUCAAUCCAAAUGGAUCCAUCGAUCCCUUGUGCAACACGACGACGCCAGCAUCUCUGGCGCCAUAUCCCCCAUCAACCCCCCCUUCUUCGAACAAAACCCUUCAUUUCCGGAUCGCCCAACAGCCGUCUAGGUAUGAGGAACACGUCACCGAGUGCUUCCUGAACCAGAGACCAUGGCAGCUCUACCACGCACAAAUGGCCCCUCUUUUGUUCAUCGACAACGUGUCGGCCGUCGAGCCUCCUAUUGUGGGCGAUCUGCCCUGGGGCACUACCGUCGACGUGAUCGUUCAAAACACAGUCGAUGACACCAUGCCGCUCUACAAACACGGGGACCCCAUGUUUCUCCUUGGCUCGAAACCCAAUGCUACCUGGGAAUGGGGCACGGUCAAGGAGGCUAUCGCCGCCGGCGUCGAGGGGCUCAACUUAAAGACCCCUGCCCUACAACUUGUCCACGACGUGCCGCCCCUGGGCUGGGCAGUGGUACGGUGGGAGAUCCGUGUCCGGGGUGCCACCAUGUUGCACUCUAAUAAGUUCAAGUACUACGCGAUGGGGAUGUCAGCACCUUUGCUCGAAGGCAUGGAUAGUAACAUGCAGAACGAAAUCCCGGAGCACGCGAAGAGUAUGCCACACGUUGAGUUUACUCCCAAAAAUGAUGGAGUCUUUGGUUAG
This is a messenger RNA of Colletotrichum higginsianum IMI 349063, 1377 nucleotides long. RefSeq names its product Multicopper oxidase. The record is from RefSeq and is a predicted model, not a curated record. The transcript has 4 exons. Gene Ontology annotation, molecular function: oxidoreductase activity; copper ion binding. Lineage: Eukaryota; Fungi; Ascomycota; Sordariomycetes; Glomerellales; Glomerellaceae. Bases 1 to 1377 code for a protein of 458 amino acids.